GCCGCCAACGUCAUGGUGCGGUGCCGAGCGCGUGAGUACCGGCCGUGAGAGAGCAUGGGUUGCGGGCCGAGCGGCGCGGCCGACCGCCACCGGGCCGACCGGGAACUGUACUUGCCGUCCACCGAGCUGCGUUUCAACGCCGGCCAGAUGCAACGGCUCAACGACCACUUACUGCGCGGCUACGAGAACUCCGAUGACUUAUCUACUAGCUCAGCAUCAUUAAACAUUGAAGCCAUCGUUCAUCGUAUUGUUCAGCGUUUAUUGUGUGGCAUCGGAAAGUUGGACAAACGAUUCGCCAGCAAAUUUUUAAUUACCGCAGAACCCAUGUCAUCCUCAAUAAAAUUAUCCAAAAGUUUUAGUUACUACGUGCGACUUGACUUAUUAUCAGAACCAAAAAUCUACGAAAAUGAUUUUGAAUAUCAAGUUAGAUGCGUGAUGGAACAGGAUGGUGUGCCUCAAGGUUUUGCUAAAAUCCGAGUAGUCACCAACAAACCGGAGGAAUGGGCUGACCUAAUCGAUGGCGAUGGAUACUUGAGACGGGACAAUGUGAAACUGCGCUUCGUCGAGCUGUUGGCCGCGUCCGCCUCCAGGAACGACUUGGUCGGUCGACCCGAAGACGUGGACGAAAGCUACUUGUGUGGGUGUCCCGGUAAAAUCGUCGACGCAGAGUUGCUACACGAAAUCCUCAAGAGUCCCGCGGACGAACAGGUGUUUUUCGGGAUGGGGCAAAUCGGUUCCAGUAAGUUUCCUGAUCCGAGAGACUUGCGGAUCUCCGUCGUCGAAGACGCGCAAUGCGUCAAGUUACGCAUAUCCGGUCCGAAGACAUCCGGUGACAUCGCAGUCGUCCUGCUGCCCACCAUCGAGUUAUCCGGUUGGCCCAAGAACACGGACAUCCUGUCCAGAAUACCGCUUACGCAUCCUGAUAUACUGAUACAUCAACAAGCCACGACUAUGGGGUUCUACGUGGUGCCGGUAGCGCCGCACCCGACGGUCCGGUGCUACAACCGACCGGCCACGUGGCAGAUUCGGUUCCCGGCGGCGGAGUGCCUGUACCAGACGCACUACUCGGAACGCAGCGUGGUGAGCAACAUCUACCACUUCCUGCGGACCAAGGUGCCGGCGCUGCGGAAGGGCGAGCACCGGGUGUGCGUGAUCAGCGGCCACAUGAUCAAGACGGUGCUGUGGUUCCGGCUGGAGGCGUGCGGCCGCGUCGAGGACUGGGACCACCGGCGCGUGGCCGAGCACGUGCUGUGCGUGCUGGACUCACUGGUGGCCGCGCUGCGCGCGCAGCACCAACGGUCGUACUUCUUCCCGCACGCCAACGCGGUACUGGACGCGCCGCGCGCCUGCCGCACCGCGGUGCCCGAGGACGAUUACCAGAACGACGUGGAGGUGCUCGAGUCGUACAUGUACGGGCUGUUCGAGAAGUCCGUGGGCAGCGACUCGAUCGUCACCGGACAGGCGUUCCAGAACACGGACACGGACUACUGGCAGAACCUCGAGUCGGUCAUGUUGCAUAAGUGGCACCGGGUGCUGGACACCAUGCGGGACCCGAGGCCCCGGGGGCCGGAUUACACGCGCAAGCAGGUCGAGUACGUGGCCGAGGUGUUCAAGGGAAUGUUAGCCACCAGGCACCACGUGGUGGCAGGGGCGGGUGAAUCGUCGUCCGCCUGGCACUUCCUGACGGAAGAGAAAAUCCCGCGGUGUAGCAACGGGCCGCCGGCUGGAGACGAGAUCGGGCUGGACGCCGCGUACCUGGUGUCCGUGAUCGCGGAACAAGCGUUGGCCGUGCACGCGGCGGCGGCGCGGAAAACGGACGCCGGGCGACGACCGCCGUGCUUCGCGACAGCCUCGGACCGCGAGACCCGUCGCGGCCGCCGUCCCACCGUGGCGGCACGACGACGCCGCGGCGCGCCGGCCACCGAGGACGGGCCCGAAGCGGUGCGCCGGCUGCUGUGCGACGUGUACGCCGACGCCGCAGCGGCCAACAUCGCGGGCGACCCGGACCUGGUGCGCUUCGUUCUGGGCCGCCUGCACGCCGUCGCCGCCACCACACCAGCCGGCCGCCGGUUGUUCCGGUGCGGGCGGCGCCGCGGCGUGCUAGGCCCGCCGCUCGAGAUGUUCCUGCGCCAGCUGUACGACGUGUCGCACACCACGUGCUGGCACCUGGACGAGUGGCGGCGCCGGUGGGACCGGGACGAGCUGCGUUCGCUGGGCGCCUUCGUCAAGCUGGUGUGCCGGGAACGAGUGCCGCCUGCCGAAGCGCUGCUGGACGCCAUCGACAAAGGUUGGUCGUGGGCCGACAAAUUGCUACUGGCCGUGGUCGAGUUCCAGGACGGCGUGGACAUCAUCUGCACGCCAGGACCGGGAACCGUUCACCGUUUCACUAUAUCGCUUCCGGAACCCGAACAGGAAACGUUCGCGUCCCGCAGCCUGGGCAGGGCCGCGAACAGACAACGUUGUUCCGCUCGAGCGGACACGGUGUCCAAUAAAUUCAAAACAGUUAGAGGCAUGUCGUUUUUCGAUGCAGACAGUUCGCUUAACGACGACAAGAAAAACGCUCCGAGGACGACGUUAACGUCGUACGCCCGAUUGCAGCGCCAGAGCCCCAUGACCUCGACGAUCUCGGUCAACAGGUACAGGAGCAACCACCGGGUCCUGGGCAACAUCGUCAACGCCCUGAUCAACCUGCAGAAGUACACAGUGUUGCAGGAAAUGUGUGCGGUGCUGCCGGAGGACAAACAGGGUCCGGUGCUGGACGACAUCCGGAAGAUCAGCAAGGAGAGACGACGCCGGCACCGGGGCACGACAAGGAUCGUGGCGUCCGCGGUCCGCCGGUCACCGGACGAUGGGUUGAUGGGCGUGUACAGAUCGACGUCCGAGCUGUCCAUGGACGGCGGCCAGCCGACGACCGACCGGUUUGCGGCCGGCCCGGUGGACGGCACCGGCAGUCUGAUGGCCACGGUGCGGGCGGCCAGGCGCAAGCAGUCCAUGUCGGCCUCGGUGGUGUACAACCCGGCGUUCUACGACGCGCCUGUCGCGUACGCGGCCACAGACAACCCGGCCGGCCAACCGUAUCUGUGCAUGACGCCCGAGAACGGGUUCAGCUUGCACGGUCGGCCACCGCGACACCACCGACGGUCGGAACCCACCACGCAGCUGUGACGUUCGGGAACGUCCGUGGUCCUGCAACGCUCGAAACAACGCAAGUAAUGAUUUUGCUUCGUUUGUCGAAAGAAGAGUUGUAUAUAAUAAUAAUGUACUUGCACAUAACCGUCUGAUUUGAAAAAAGUUUUGAACAUAAAUAGUAGUUGUAAAAUAUUUAUGGACAAUCACCAUCAGAGAUCACCUAUAAUAGUUUUUAGUCGGAAAAUAUUAAUAUUUCCUUUUUUUUUUUUCAAUUAUUUAAUUAUUUUUUAUUCAUAUAUGCACAACCAUUCGAUUGAGGACGAAAUACGAUAAAAAGUCAUGCACAACACUGUAAUACAAAGGACGAAUUUAAUUUAUGAUUUGUUUAAUGGUAUAUUUUAACUGCAUACAGCGAUAAUAAUAUGGUAAACUAAUAAGCUAUACAGUGAGCUAAACCGAAAAUCGAAGAAUCUACUUAAGGGGAUUGCAAGCCAUUUUCUUUUUUUUUCUAUUACACGCGUAACAUAAGAAUUUAGACGUUUUCUAUUUUUAACGUACUGAUCGAUCUAUCAAGACAAUAAAGAUUUUGAAAACUGAUUUGAAUUCGACGUAAAGUCUUCUUUAGAUUGACUUUCUCACAUUUUUUAAAUUUUAUUCUUAACAUACCCAAAAAUUUAUUUUUGUUAAUUUUUAUGUUUUCAAUUUGUUUAAUCUUAUUUUGUGAAAUGUUGGGAUACAAAAUCAAAAAAAGGGGAAAGUCGAUUUAAAGAAGACUUUGUGAUGCAUUCAAAUCAGUUUUCAAGAACUUUAUCACCUAUAUAAUAUAUCGAUCGGUACGUUGGAAAUAGAAAAGGUAUAAAUCCUUAUAUUGCGCGAGUGAUUGUAAAGGAAAGAAAAUCAUGGCUUACAAUCCUCUUAAAACCCAUCACAACAGUCGUAUAAUACGCCAUAUGAAGCUUUUAACAUAAAUUACUUAAUAAUUUUAAUAAUAUUAAUCUAUUAUAUUGCACACGAUAUAUUAUUCCUGAUUAUGUUCAAAUAUCAGCUGUCAUUGCAUACGUUAUCGUAUUUUUAUAUGUAUAUAUAUUGUUUUAGUUAAAAAAUGUUUUGUAUGAUUUAUGACUCGUCAUAAUAAUUAAGAUUUAUAUUAAUUUAAAAAACACACUCUUCGCUUGUGUGGAUUUUAAACGUAAGACAAUUUUUCGCAAGUACUGCGUUUACUUAUAAUAAUAUAAUUAAUUCCAAAUCCAAAUUAUAUAAAUACAUACAUUCAUGCAUUGUAAGAUUAUAAACAAUUUUUAAUCAAGAACUGAUGGCUUUUAAAAUAAAUGAACACCCGUUACGGUACGAUUAAAAGCAAAAAAUUCUUUUCCAUUUUAAUAAUAGUGUAUAAUAAAAUGGCCUUUUUAUUUUAUAUCUAGAUUAGGUGUAAAAUAUUAAUUUUUUUUUAAUGUUCUUCAAAUUAUACUUUUGCGGCAUUAGUUUGAUGAUAAUUAACAUUUUAGAUCAUUCAUAUAAUAUAUAUUUAUUAUGAUGGAAAAAAUAUGAUCUACUACUUACCACCCGCUGUGCAAAGAACUCUUACAAAUAUUCCAGUAAUACAUACAUUUAAGUUUCUUAGUAACAUUAUAAUGUUAUAUUUUAAUAUAAUUAUUGAA
Messenger RNA from Sipha flava (yellow sugarcane aphid), 4787 nucleotides. RefSeq lists its product as uncharacterized. NCBI's taxonomy places the organism in Eukaryota, Metazoa, Arthropoda, Insecta, Hemiptera, Aphididae. The record is from RefSeq and is a predicted model, not a curated record. The transcript has 11 exons. The coding region runs from base 55 to 3165 and encodes 1036 amino acids.